AAUCCAGCUAUUUGCAGAACAGAUGCAACAGCAAACUAUAGCUAUAUAUGGCUUUCCUUUGGGCCUGCAACUGCUUGCAUAUAGGAACAUAUCUGGUCUACUGGAGAAGAUUCCAGGUUCUUCAGAUGAGAGAACCUUCUUGGAAUGGCAUUCAAUUGGGAUCCCCAAAAACAAUCUUACCCUAAAUGAAGUUCAUAUCCUUGAACGUGCUCCUGAUUUGGUUGUUACUCUGUUCCUGUUUGUUGACCACAACGAAGAUGGAUGGGGAGAGUGGGAUGAUGAAGACCCAGUUGUUGAACACAAGAAGCAUAUAGUUAACAGGAAAAGGAAACAUACGUCAACUCCUUCAAAGGGAAGUCAAUCAAAAUCGAAUGUCGGUACUUCAAGGCGAGGCAGGAAGCGUAAGUUUGAGUUGGUUGAUGAUGAUGAGGCAGGUGAUAUAAAACUGUGGGUGAAUUCGCGGUUGGAUGCUAUAAGACAUGAAUUUGCGGAGAAUGUUCAGAAGUUAAGAGGUCAGAAUCGGAAUCUUCUGAAAAAGAUCAAGGCCCUGAGAUCUCUGAAGAUGCCAAGAUUUCAAUUUCACAAAUUCUCACGCGCUAGACAGUCAACUUGUGCUCCAUCAAGGAAAGUACGCAUAGCAGCUAAACAUCCCAAUAUAUCUGAAUCUCCAGAGAAUGCUGCUGUAGGUACUCAAAACAUCCCAACUCCUCCUUCAAGUCCAUUAACUUCAAUGCAUGAGGAAGAGAAUGCAGUUUCAGGAGAACCUUCACUUCUUGUUGAUGAUUACACAUGGCGUCUAAUAACUUCUCAGCAGAUGAAUAGCACAGUCAAUGAAGUUGUUGAGGGUGAUAAUCCUGGGAAGAUUUCUUCCCCUCAAAACCAUCUGAAUGAAUCUCCAUUAAAGUAUUUAUCUGCUGAUAGCACAGAGGAUCAACAGUCUGGUCAACCCAUAUAUGACACUGAGUCAAAACUUAGAGACGAGCCUCUGCCUUCUCCUCAACUUCCACCUGUAUUCGAUACUGCAAAGAAACCCUCUUCUAUUGAUGGAUCUGAGGAGCUCAACAUAGGAGACUUGUCCUUGGCCGAUAAUGUUGACACAUUGGUUCAAUCAGUUUGCAAGUCCAUAAGUCCUACUAUUGCUGCUGCAGCUGAGGAUUCCUUACCAUCAGAAGAAGAGCCUCUUGCUGUUGUUGAUGCAAAGAUAACCCCUCAAGAUGAUCUACCUGUUCCUAACCUUUCUGAUGAUAUUAUAUCAAAUUCUGCUAAUCUUCAAAACACUGAGAUUGCCGCAGCAACUGAACAAGAAAAAGAUGAUGAUAUUGAAAAUGAUGAUGAUGAGGAUUCUGCUGUCGAAACUGGAGAUGUUGUUGAUGUGAGUGAUUCAUCUCCUGCGAGAGAACGAAAGCCAACUUCUUUGUCUGACAAUGAGGCCAAACUUGUUGCGUUGGUGUCAAAUAUUCCCCAAAACUCACCUACAAAACAACAUGACCUCUUACCUCGUUUGAACAAAUCAUUAUUCAAAGUCUUCAUGGACACACUUCGAAAGUCACCACAUACGGAACACCUAACCCGCGGUGAUACUGUGAUAACCAACAAAUUCCUAGUCCAGCUUGCCCAGCCAACCAAUUGGGUUGAUACCAUGCACAUGGAGGUCCUAGGAUCUUUCCUAAAUGAAAGGCACAGAUUGGCCCUCUCUCAAGAACGCGCUGUAAUCAUCAAACCAUGGCUAGGCAACUACCUACAGGGAAAGUACUCUUCUUUCCUAGCUGCAAAACAAAAGUUGCGUGUUCAAUGGAAUCAACAGUUCAAGAGGGCUAUUCCUGGAUCUCCAUCAGAAUGGUUUGAAGAAAUAGAUCUUAUCUUCAUGCCAAUGAUAUGGAAAAACCAGCAUUGGGUAGGUCUGGCUAUCAACUUAGGCACAUGGUGUGUCGACAUACUUGAUCCAAAUUACCCUCUAAACGAUGAUGCCAAAGUUGAAGAGUACAUGGCACCUAUUUUGGUCCAAAUCCCGUAUAUAAUUAACAAAUUUUGCAAGCCACGUCUGAGUCAGGAACAUGGGUUGGCUCCUUUCCGAUGGACAAGAAUGAAAGAGAUCUAUGUCAACGAGAGAUGUGGGGACUGUGGACCUGUGGCCAUGAAGCUCAUCGAAAUAUACGCCAAUGGUGGAGGUCCAGAGAAAAUGGCUCUUAUAACUGAUGAAAUUGUUGAUGAUUUCAGGGGUCAAUACGCUAUAGAUCUGUUUCAAGAACUUGUGGCUCCUCUUUACAAAUAGGUAGCUCAACUACUAAUCUAUGUAAUUUGUUGUAUAAAUUGUUUGUUUUAAU
Arabidopsis arenosa is the source of this 2324-nucleotide messenger RNA. NCBI's taxonomy places the organism in Eukaryota, Viridiplantae, Streptophyta, Magnoliopsida, Brassicales, Brassicaceae. The record is from the annotation of a GenBank genome assembly.